AUGCUAAAUGUUUCAGAGUUCGUAGAUGCCGCUCUGGAAGUUGUGAUGCAGCCUUCGAGUUCCACCCGCCACGCGGACGAUGUCCAACGACGGAAAGGGACUUCUGAUCAAAUGCAGAAGUAUAAGGUGAAGUUUAAGAUCAACAUCAUGAGAAAAUAUUGAAGAGCGAAUUAAAUAAACAUUUUUCAUUGGAUUUAACUUGUGUCUUUUCAUAGAAGUUCAAUUUUCUUGUUUUAAGAUUCAUCCUUCUUCAAAUGCUCAUUCUGGUGGUCAAACCAAUAGAUUAUCGAGAAGAAAAGAACCAGGUAUUUUUUUUUAAAUGUCUGUUCAUUUUGUCAGUGGAUACUAUUCCUAUUAUGAAAAUGAAUAUUUGUUGCAGAACAGGACUUUAUCGUGUUGAGACUCCUAAGUCGCAUCCAAUGUACAAAUCAACCGAGAAAGAAGAGAUCAAACGAGUGGCAGGCGUUCUGAGAAUGCCCGAAUCUCAUAAAUACUAUAAUGUGAGUCGAUCUUAUAAACUUUUUGAUUUUUGUUUUCUUAAAAAAAUACAAAAUUUCAAGAAAAAUCAAUGUACAACAUUUAUAAUUUGGUAACUAAAUUGAAUGAAUGUUUAUUUCGCUCACAGACAGAUCUGUAGCGUCGAGGAAGAGAACCAUGAAAGUUAUAUUUGCCUCCACUUCGAUAUAGUUCCACUUUAAUCUUAAAAUAUUUUAGGUAGAAUCGAAGAGAAUCAAAAACCAAAGUAAUCUAUAAACGAGUUGAAUCAUUUUGUGAUAUUUGCAGCCUCUUAUCAAAAACCAAUUUUUCAAACAACUUUUAAAUCUUCUUUGGUCAUCCCCUAAUUCUGUUUAAGCCGUUCCAGUAUUUAUACACGCGUUGCGUAAUAAAGUUAUAGUGAACAUGAUGGAUUGGUGGUGGUUCGAGUUUAAGGCCGUUGCCUCUCAGUUGGUUCCGUCUAUUUGAUAUUGUUUGUAACUUGAAUGGAGAUGAACACCAAUAAUAACCAUAUAUAAACUGAUGUGUAAUUAUGACAUCUUUUCGCAGUCUCCUUCUCCAUAGAGUGUCUAGAGAAAGUGAUUUUUAUCUUACAGCAUAGGUUUCUUUUGGGAGAAGCCGUCUGGUGAAUUUUCUUUGAACCGAUUCUAGCCUGUUUAUGUCAGAUUGGGUCAGUGGAGAGAAUAGCUCCGAUCCAUACUCUAAAAUUGGUAGAAUUUUGGCUUUAUAGCAGUUCAUAAAGUUUUUAACUGAGAAAGUGAAGCAACGGAAAAGAUUAUUGAUUAUACGAAUGCUUUUUUUGACUAUUAUGUCGAUAUGAUGCGUUUUCAGAAAUCAACUCCUAAAUCUCUAAUCACCUCUUGUUUGGGGAUGGAUUCUUCUCCUAUUCUAUAGUCGUUCCAGAUUCCCCUUCUUUUACCAUACCGCACAUAGACGCUUUUAGAGCUAGAAAUAGAGAGUUGCCUUUCUGAAAGCCAGUAUCUUAUUGAGUUAAUAUCUGAUUGCAGCUUGAGGUUAUAAUUAUCAAUUUCUGAGCUUAUGAAUAAUUUUACGUCAUCUGCAUAAAUGAGCAUUUUGCUAUGUUUUACGACACUAGUUAUAUCAUUUAUGUAAAUCAAGAAAAACAACGGUCCUCAGCAGCUUUCUUGCGGACCAGACAACACCUCGGUUUCGUUGGAUACUUCAUCAUUGAGACGGACAAAUUGAGUUCUAUUGGUCAAGUACUGUGAAAACCAUUUUUGUAAGCGACCUACACUUGAAGCUAAUUUUCAGAGGUUUCGAGAAAUUAUUAACAAUUUCUUUUUACUCCAGCUCAUUAUUUUUCUUCCUGAUCUUGCUAUCAAAUACAUUGCGAUGAAAACAUUGCAAACAACUUACUUACAGUUGUAUAAAAGCCUCCACAGUGGUGAACCGACGGAUCCGCGAAAGUCGGCCGAAGUCCGCAGCAACUCGCAGGUGUACACCUACGGGGCCAAGCGACCGCAGUUGCUCUCGUUAGCCAUUCCCAACUUCUCCAUUGACGCCUGUUCUGGCGCCACUCCGCCUCGACGUGAAGUAAUUUUUUUUGAAAUUGUGAAAAAAAAUUGGAAAAAAAAAUAACAAAAUAGAAGAAUUUCAGCCUUUUUUUUGCGAUUUUCGUUUAUGUGUCACGAUGGGAAAGAAUCCAGAAAAGAAACACAUUUUUUUCAUAUUGAAAAACUAAAAAGAAAAGGUCAUCUCUCCUAAAAAGCGCCCUUGUGGCGCGAACUCAAACUUUCCUCUCUCCGACUCUGAAUUAUUUUUUCUCCAUAGUUAGGAAGUUCGGUGCCUUUCCAAGUUAACCGUUCGAUUCACAAUGAGAAACUCUACGAAGUACUGCUUUGAACUGAAACACCGUUUUCCAGUGCCCAUAUGCCUUUAAAAAUUCUCUUAGAGCGAAAUUUCAGAGUCCUUCCCGUUUGAUGCUUUGAGAAAAACUCUAAUAUUCAAAAUCUAGGUUAUUUUCUCGAAUUUUCAAACUAGUUCUUUUUCUAUGUAAAGUCAAGAAAAAUUGAGCUGCUGAUGAGACUCGGCGACCCGAGGAACCCCACGAAGCGGUCGCAUUGUCAGAAGAGCCGUUGUCCUAAUCUUUUCAUCAGCUUUCUUUUUAUCUAUUUCUUACAUUUUUACUCAUUUUGAACUUUGCGGGUCGGGUCGCCCCUGGGAGACUGCUUCAAAUGGCGGGAGCCCCGUCGGCAGAAAUACCUAUGUGAGACCCAAAAGCUGAUUUUUUUUUUUGCAGGUCUCAAUAUUCAAUCUGAACGACAACAUGACUCACGAACUCCUUCAGUCUUUUGCCUCGUACGUUUUUUCUUUCCUUACAUUUUUCCACAUUCACCUUCUUCCUUUUUAGGACUAUCGGCGAAAUUCAAGAAACAGGGAUCUGUUACCAUCCGAAGACGAAAAAGCAUCUUAGAAUGGCUUUUGUAGUUUUCAAAAAGACUUUUCACGCCGCGGCUUUCGUUGAAAAGUAUAAUGUGGAAAGGCUGCUCGGCUCCAAGUUGGAAUGUCAUCUCGAUCCUUUUUGUGAGUAGUUUUAUCUCAAAAUAAGUUGUAAGAUAUGAUUCAAAAGUAAAUCCUUUUCAGAAUCAAAAAAUAACAUUAAAAAAAUCAAUUUUCAGAAAGGUUCAUAAAAAGAAAAAUGCUCAUUUAAUUGAAAAAUUUAUUAUUAUUAUCUGUAUUUUAUUGUGCCGUUUAGGGUAGCUAAUUUUCGUUUUUCUAAAGAGCUUCGAAAUUUUCGGAAUAUUUGAAUUUAACAUAAUUUCUUCUCCGCUUUUUUCAGUUUUUUUUUUCAGUGGCAAUUUUGAAUCAAAGACAUGAAGAUGAGACCCACAGCCAGUCUCCUUUGCCGGAUUAUCUGAAAAAAGUCGAGGAAAACGUGCUGACGGAUUUGCGCGAGAGAGUCCUACGUCAACACAGAGGUUAGUGUCGCAGACUUCUCCAUUAUACUCUCUCUUUUUUUUUUUUUGAAAGUUAGAGCGUUUUUUCCUGCAUCUUCACAGGAAUAAUAAUGAUCAAAAAUUUUCACUCGAAAACACAUAAUUUUCAAUUUUUGGCGGGAGUUUCGCGCCAAAAAGAAUGAAUGCCGGAAUAUUUCUUCCAAUCUUUGAGGAUUUUAAUGCUCAUUAUGUUUUUGUUCCCAAAAAAGUUGAGAAAAGGCAGUGAAAUAUGAUGGUUUUCAGAUUCUCAACGUAUCUCCCAGAUCUCAGACGCAGCUGAAGACGUCGAAGGCGAAGCGAUUCUCGACGUGGAAGGCAUCGACGAGUUGCCACACGAGAGCAACGCCUUCGAAGCUGAAAAAGUGAAGGUCUGAUCAUGUUUUCUACACGGAAUAAAUGCUGAAAACGCCUGUAGACGGAGCUGUUCGCGGAUCCCGAUGCGCCCACGACGUUUCUGAGGGAAGAAGCGACGACGUCAGCCGCGGAGCCGACAGUACUGCCGCCUGUCCGAGUCGUGCCCAAGUGGACCUCGCAAUAUCCAGAAGGACUUUCUCACGCUCCUGUCGGCCAUUUUGCCGGCGUCCCCACAAAUCAUCUUCACUACCACAGCCACUACAACCCUCAAGCUGUCGGGUUCCCCAGCGGUCAGUUCCGUCUUGUUCUUCGUUCCGCACGCUUCCGCUUGCCGCGUCUGUUCAGCUUUGCAUGUGCUUGUGGUAGUGUUAUUUCUUGCUUUCAGGGUUUACAACAGCGCAGUGGACACCUACUCUCCGUUUCAUCAAAGUAGAGGUUAAUAAUAACAAAUCCACGAUAGCGGCUACGGGAAUAUGGCCAGAUGCGAAGCCCGAUACCAAACAAGGCGUUGUAUCAGAUGUGAAAGUUGAGGCUGACGAUUUCAAAAACAUCCUCCAAGAGGAGCUGAAAGAAGUUGAAAAAGAAGGUAUUUGCGCGCCUACCCAGAGCUCAAACGUUGAAAAAGCUUCUGAGACUUUUCGGAGCUCAGGAAAAGUUUCUUUCACGAUAAGAAACAAUCAAGAACCUAUUGCAUCCAGCCAAAAGCUUUUCAUUCCGGCAAUCUCAGCUGACGUCAAGAUCGAGACGAUGCCAGUGUCUUCGACGCAGGAAAUGAGGAACGACCGUUCAGUUUUAUUCGAAAAGAUCUUUAACGAACAUUCCACGCGACAAAUCGAGAGAGCAAAGAUCAUAGAGAGGGCGAUUGAAAAGAAAAAAUUGAAAGAAAUUGAAAGAGCAGAAAAAACGAAGAAGUAUAUGGAAAUAGAAUCACAAAAAAAGUCUAAAGAGAAGAUUUUACAAAGAGAUAAAAGUAUCGCGAAAGGAAAAGACAAGGAGAAUAACGCCAACCUGUUGCGUCACGAAGAGAGAUCGACUUCAAGGAUCAGCUGGAGCAGGAAUUUCUCUGAGAAACCGCCGAGCCACUUUCCUGCUCCUUGGUCGAAUCGCCGGUUUUUAGUUGACAAAUUUGGCCGACAUCUUUCAAAAAAAGAGUUGCGUCGUCGCGAGAAUCGUCGGAUCUACGGACACCGAAGGUUUUCUCGUCUUCAAGACCAUAGAAGGCACUUCUACCAAGGUUUCGGGUUUGAGGCGCUUUUUGAAACUUAAGAUUAGGAACGCUCGAAGAUUUCUUUUUUUUCUUUGUAGAAUUUUCAAAUAAAAAAAGUUCUUCAAAAAUUUUAUGAAAUUGAUAAUCAGUUUCGAAAUUUUUUUUCUCAUUCUUUAAAAUAACUUGAAAUAAAUAUUGUGUUUUGAGCGUUUCAAUUUUUAAGUUUGAAUUGCAAUAUAAUGCUCGCUCAAAAGCUUUUUAAUCGAUUCAGUGGGUGUCAUAGACGAAUUGAACUUCUUUUUUUGUAAUAGUUGAGAACGACAGGUACCCAAAAAGUUCAAUUUUUCUACGCUUUUUUUUGCUAUUUGAAAUCAAUAUCGCGAUCUAAACAUUUAACAGAAAAGAAAUUUGAAUUUUUUUAAAAAAUCAUUUGCAAAAUUUUUCUCUCUGCAAAUUAUCACAGCGUCUCCUAUCCUGUAUUACGGGCAAAAAAUCUAAGCUUUUUGUUCCGUUGUUCCAACUAUUUCACCUUUGCACUUCUUCUACUUUUCUCGGUUAGUCUUGCGCGGGAAAAGUAGUCUAAAACUCACGUGUGACGUUUUGUUUGUAGAAGUUAUGUCUGACAUGGAAGGUCAUUUUUGCGUAGGGUUUGGAAUUUUCUAUAAAUUUGCUCAAAAAAUCUUUGAUGGACUGGGAAACUUUUUAUUCAUGAAAUUUCGACAUUUUUAUCAUGAUCCGUCAAAAAAAUUAAUGGCAAAAUUCGAUGGCCGCAAAAAGAUUCGAACCUUCAUCAGAGGCUUCGCAGGCUAUCGCUCUAGCUACUGCACCACGCUCCUAGCUGCAAUGCAAUGACUUGUGCUGCGGACAUAUACCUUCCGAACAGUGUCACGUGUUUGAGGACAAAAACUUUAAAAAAUCAUAUCUCCAAAACGAAAAGUUUGCGCAGAUAGCGACUAUGCGGGAUCGAUUCCCAGUUCAUCAAAGAUCCUUUGAGCAAAUUUAUAGAAAAUUCCAAACCCUACGCAAACAUGACCUUCCAUGUGAAGUUUGCACAUCCGAACCAAUUCGAACACAAAAACGUGGGAUCUAACCUUUUUCACAGUUAGCAGUCUUCCAAGUCGUUUCAAGCGCUGAUUGGCUGACUCUCUCCGUUGAUUUUUUUUUUGAAAAUAAGGAUUCUCGUUGCAGGACAGAGUUUCCGACACGAAGAAGCAAGAAACUACCGGGGCGACGGCCCUCUCUACCACGAACCUCCGCCUCCCUAUGAGCAGUUCGCCUCGUCGAGCAGCCACGAAACGAGCAACGUGCGCUCUCGGAAAAGCGAGCAGUCGAAGAGUUCUCGACGGUCUUCGCCUGUUUCUUCGAGUGACGACGAACGCACCAAGUCUCGCAGGAAAAAGCGCUCAAAAAGGUCUCAUUUUCACCAGAAAUGCUUUUCAAAAUGGUUUCUUUUCUUUCAGACGUCGUUCUUAUUCGAAGACCGAGUCUUCUGCUCAGUCGACGGAUGAGGAUGUGAUAAUGGUCACGAAGAAGGAAGAAAGAAGGUCAGUUACAGAAAACAAAUCAUUUUUGGAGACUAUUUUUCCAAAACGUGUUUCGUUUGAUUUUUUUUUUGUGUUUUUUCUGAGGUAUCUUUAAUGAAUGCUGGACGCAGCUCAAUUGUAUAAGCUUUUUCUGCUUUUAUUCAUGAUUUAUUCGGAAAAAAAAAAGUUAGAAUAAGCUUUUUUUUCCCCUAGCGUGCUUGUUCAAAAACCAUGCCCAACUUACUUCUGACAUUUUGAUUUUUUAGCAGAGUGGAAUAUAUUCGAGACGGGAAAACAGUGAAAGAAAUCAAGGAGCUGAAAACGAGGACGGAGACAGUUACUCGAAUGAAAGUGAGCACCAAUGUGAGUUUUCUUCAAGAUAACUUUUUUUUUUCAAAAUUCUAAACGGAAAGGUUAGUUUCUGAAAUAUCAUGUUUUUACGUGCGAAUCAGCUUCAGUUAGAAAGGAAGACUUUUUUCCUGCGUUUCUUCAAGGAUGCCCCUUUUUUCGAGAUAUAGUAUCUAUCCUAAAAACAAAAAUCGGGGGAAAAAAAAACUUUUAAUGUUACCUAUAAAAUUUUUUCCCAGGGGAAAAUCCACUUUUAUUCUUUUUUUCAGCAAAAUGGCUCAGAGAGCAACUCAUGCGACUCUUCGCAAGGCGGAGAGAACUCGCGGCGUUCGGCGUCGCUUUCGCCGGAUCGUCGACGGAGCGACGCUGAAAGAAGACGCGAGAAAAUGCGCGCGACUUCUUCCUUCUCGACGAAACGUCGCAGCGAAAAUACUUCGGAACAGGACAGUUCGAAAAACAAAGCAGCACACAACUGGAGCGACUCCGACGACGACGACUCCGACGAAAGCUCCAAGAAAAGCUUUGCCCGACGUCGCAAAAACAGCAAGGUUUUUCAUGGCUUCCUUAUCUCCACGAUAAAUAAAUUGUUAUGAGUCACUUAGGAACCUUUAACGAAAUUUCAAAAGUUUGACCAUAAAAAUUUGUUCCAUCCCAGAUCGCGUUAGUCGUUUCAAAAAGUUUUUAGAACAGAAUAAUUUUUGAGGUGGUUUUAAAGUUGAGAAAAGUUUUCCACGCUGAAGAUUGUUCAGAAGAACUUGGGAGACCGCUCUCUCGAUCGAGAAGAAGCUUUUGUGGAGCGUGUAACUCCCAAAAAAGCGAAACCGAAGACGCCACCGCAAGAGCCGCCGAGUCCUCCGCAAAACGCUGCUCCAGUCGCGGCUGGCCAUUUUCCUCCGAGAAACGUUUCUUCGGCCGCGCCGCCACCACCCAUGCCUCCGAUGUUUCUGGGAGCAAUGCCAGGCUACCCUCCACCUAUGCCGUUCUUCGGGCAUCCGCACAUGCUCCCUUUUCCUCCUCCGAUGAACUACGUCGUUCCUUUCAAUCCCUCACUGCCACCGCCAGCUCUGGUCCAUCCCAACAUCUCCGUCUCUGUGGUACGUGGCAUCUGUUCUUCGUUCCGAAAACAUCUGAAUCUCAGGCGACUCCGACUUUGCGGAAGACGACGACGCCGCCGCCGACUGACCGAGAGAGCUCUCCUCCGCGAAUUUCUCUUCAAGCUCGUGCUCUUGAUAUUUUCGGAGUCAAGUCCACGGGAGGCCUUCCUGCUCCUUCAGAGUGAGCUUUAAACUCUUUUUGGAUUUUUACUUUGUAACGAAACGCACAAUCGUUUUUCUCUUCAGUAUGUAUUCACUCAGCGCUAUUUAGAUAUAUCCGAAAUUAAUUUGAUUUCAAUCGGUAAAACAUUUUUAAAGAUCUUUCAAUAAGCUGUUGCAUCAUCUAGUAAUUCCGUAGAACUUAAUUUGAGAAUACACUUUAUUAAAGGAUUCUAAGCUUCUUUUGUAGUUUUUUUUGUACGAUAUCAUUUCCCCGAUGCAGCGCGAGUCGAACAGUACUUGCAAAGACGACAUCUUUGGAUAACGACGAGGAAGACAUGGAUGUGGAGGUUUCGACGAAAUGCUCGUCGAUGUGUGAAGAGACGGAGGAAGAACGCCUGGAGCGGGAAAGACGCGAGACGGAAGAAGAAUUCACUCGCAGAGUCUCCUUUUUCCUGAUUUGAGUUGCGAUCGAUGACGGUUUCAGGAGAACAUCUGGCGCGAACUGCGAAUGCGAGUUCUUGCCGAUUUGAAGUCGGAGCUGAGUGAGAAGCUUUGUGACGACCUGAUAGGUCUGGCUCGCCGGAGCUGCUUGAAACAGGUCGAUGAGAUCGUCCAGGAGAGAAAAGAGGCAGAAGAAGUCCGAUUAAAGGUUAUUCAUCCAUCGAUUCGCUUUAUGGCAAUUUUCUCAGGAGGAACGAGAUGCCGAGUUACGUCGAAAAGAGGAAGCCGAAAAACAAUUCCCUAAGUUCUGGAGCCAGGUACAGUUAGUAAGUGAAUUGCAAUCAACACAGGGAGAUUUCAGUUCGGUUUUCAUAGCAACGACAGACUCAUCCCGAUGACGUUCAAGCGGGUAUGUCCGAUGUCCUGUUGCUUCCAACGCCAUUGGAAUUAGAAAAUCAUUUUUGUUUUCUGUUUUACAGAAGCUGGACCCCGUCAGACAGCCGGCGACGUCGAGUGGCGACUCUCGGAAAAAGCGCAAGUCAAAUGAAAGGCGACGCAUUUCCUCUUCUGCCGAAGUCUCACAAUCUUCCUCUUCGAGCUCCGACUCUGACUCCGAGUUGGAAGAAGAGAAGGAAAAGGAGGCUGCUACCACCAAAUCCUCUUCGGAGGCUGAAGAAUCCGACUUGGAUAGGUCUGUUCCGAAGUUCUUGCAGACCCAUCUUUUUUUUUUCUCAGUGGCUCGAGAUCGGAGGAAGAAGAUGAAGAUGCGGCUUCUUCACAAGAUGAACUCCCCAUCAAACCCAGGAAGAAUCGGAUUCUGAGCUCGACUCCAGAGUACGGCCAACUCCAUUUUUGAACGUCAUCCAGUAAUUGUAGAGAUUCGGUCAACUCCAGUGCAGGAAGCGAUGACGAGAGUGACGUAGACGAGCUCAAGGAUUCUCAGGAGGCUUCGACUAGCAAAGAAUCGAGUUCUGACGAGGAAGUCGUCGAAAAUAGUGAGUUUGAACAAGUUUAUCCUUUCAUUCAAGAAGAAAAACAAAAUAGAAGUAUUAGUUAAAGUCGAAGAAGUUGUCUGGGGGGAUUUUAAAGGCUUUCUUUACAUGUUUUCAGGCUUUUCCUUAUUAUUAAGAAAAAAUGGCGAAUUUUUCUUCGUUUUCGAGGACUAUCGCGAUUUCGGAGAAUCACUAUUUUUUCAUAAUUUAAACUUUAAAAAUUUUACGCGUACUUCUCUCCUUUUUUUCGAUUUACCAUAACUUUUUAAAAUGUUAACGUUUUUUUUUAGACUUGCGUGUAAAGAGGGGGAAAUCGGCAAGUCCCUCGCUGACAGCGACGCCGAGAAGCGAAGAUCUCGAAUCGGAAACGCCGGCGAAGAAACGCAAACGGGAUUUGUUGUCGGAUGGUGCUGAGGAAAUUAGAGCCAAGGUUCUAUUCUUAUUUCAGCGUGAACUUAUUGAGAUCCCUUAUAAGAAAGCCUUUAUUCUCCAAGCUUUCAAGAAGACAGAAAUUUUACAAGAGAUGAUCAAGUCGUCCUCACUUGAAUGUUUUGCGCGGUUUCUUCAUGCUCGGGUUUUUUUCAGUCGAAGACGAAAGCGAGGCCGACGUUGGCGACGAGUUCUUCUGCACCGUCCGUGUCGCAACUGGCGACGGCGGCACCAAUGCGUCCUUUGUUCGCGACGGUCAACAUUCGCAAGAUGCCCCGCGACUUGGUCGAGACCCUGGCGGCAAGUGCGACUGUCUCCGCCGUGGAGUACCAUCCGCUCAUCACCGAACACUGCUACUUCAAGCCGGAGAACGAUGACGUCACCAUCAAAGUUCGAGAUCCCAUUGUGCGAUUUUUCUCUUCAGAAUUUAUCGUGGAUAUCUUCCUGAAAUUAUGUCUGGCAAGGAAAGCCAUUCUUCUUCUUACUUUGAUUUAUUCUGAAAAUUUAGUUAAUACAUAACUAGUUGUGCAGACUUACAGGAUUUUAAUUUACUUCAUCGAGGGGGCACAGAACUUCGAAGUACUAAUUUUCAGACUUCCUCCAUAUUCGAUCAUCCGCGUUCUGGGCCGAUGGAGUUCCAAGCUCCGCCCGAGGAGAAGCUCAAGAAACAACAAAACAGGCCCCUGAAAGUCGCGAAACGGCUUCCAAAUGAACUCAUCCAGCUUUUCCCUCAUUUGUAAGCUUCUUUAAGAAUACAUUGUUAUAUUCACGUUUUAGACGGGAAGAACCAAAAAAAGAGAUCAGGUUCCCGAAGAAAACCGAAGACCAAAAACAGAGAAUCAUUCACGACUUCGGGGUUCGUUACUGGUCUGAGAAUUUUUCCAUCGAAUGAAUGUUUUGCAGGAGUUUUUGGACGAAGAAGAUCAGAACUAUGUGCGGAUCGCUCUGGAGAAGUUACAGCCUGAAGGCGUGAGGCCGCCUUGGGGACAGUCGUUGACUUUCGUCGAGGUGCCGCCGCCGCCGCAACCGCUACUCGUGGUCUCUUCAUUUCCUUUGCUUUGUUCCCUCUACUCUGUUUUUAUGUCUCGUGUUCUAUUAGGGCAAGGCAAUUGAUUUCAGAGUUUUUUUUUAUGAUUUCGUUCGAAAAUUAUUUGAUGAAAGAAAAAACUCUGAAAUCAUGGUUUAGUAGGUAUGAAGCCAUCAUAAAAAUAGAAAUAAUCAAUGGUUAGACACUUGAGAAAAGGCUGAAUUUUCUCAUUUCUGGCGUAUGUCAAAAAGGAUCUGCUAAUAGAACGAUUAUUGUUAUUUCUCUAUUACUCUGACCUCAUGAUUUUCCAGCAAACCCCGUCGUUUACGCGACAUGGCAAGCCGGACGUUUACUACGCGGACGAGGACUUGGAAGGGGUGAUUCCAGUGGAAGAAGGGUGCGCCCGGGCACGGGCCUUCGUCAAGAUGACCGUCAAACAGAAGAGAAGCCUCGUGCGACGUCCAGACAACGUCACCCACAUCAAUGAACGGGUACUUGCAUUUAACGUCCAUUCUCGUGGAAAUAUUGAACCGGAAAUAUCUUAUCUAGGUAAUUUUCAAUUUAACAAAAGAAAAAUCGAGAUAAUUUCUUUCACAUUUUUUUUCUUGAAACGACGGAAACAGAAAUCAAGUUUUUUUUUUCUUAUUUAACACCUCAUACCGACUAUUCAAUCUCAAACCUCCGUUCAUGUACACCAAAAAUUAUAAAAAAAAAACAUUCCCUAUUUUAAAAAUAAUUUGUAUAAUCUGUGUGCCACGACUUGAAAUUUCACGGAACGACGUUCCGCUGUGCCGCUGCGAGCUUUUAAUUUUUUUUUUCUCAUCAAGGUACUCUACUUUUAUGUGCUUCCACAGCAAUAACAAUAAAUUGCAAGCGUGACCUAGAUUGGAAAGACGCUUCGCGAACGCACGCAGCGGAACAGCGUUGUGUGAAAUUUCGGAAUGUCGUUCGGUAAAAUUUCAAGUCGUGGCACACAGACUAUAGACUUGAUGACUUUCCAUUAGUUGAGCACAAUUUUUUUUUUUCUUUCUCAAACAAUGUUUAUGGAAGCUGCAGGACGAAGCGGCGGCCAGGCAUCAGGCGAUCGCCAACAAAGAGUCGCGCUCCUUGCAACGACGUCUUCUGAACACUCUCGGCGACGCCAACACCGAUUUCUUCAAAGUCAACCAACUCAAGGUUCCUACAUUCAUUCAUACAUAAACAAGUCCUUCUUUUUUCAGUCUACGGUUUAACUUCGAAUUUUUUUUUACAUGUUUCAAUGAAUAGGAGUUUUUCUAAACAAAACAAAAUAGAGAGAAAAUUUAAUAAUUUUACCUUGAGUAUUUUGAGAAAUCGACAGUGUUCAUAAAAGAAAAAAAUGAAACUUUUUUUCCAAUUUACGAUCUUAGCAAGAUACUAUUAUGAAAAAAAGUUAACGUUGCAAAAAAAUUAUCCAAAAUUUUCGAGAUCCUUGAACUAUCCGUAUGUUUCUUAUUUCUGUUUUAAAAACAACUGUUUAUUGCAUCUUUAAGAAUACAUGUGCAAUCGACUUUCAUUGAUUUAACUGUGUUUAAACGGCGGCAGGAGCUGUGGCUUAGGCAGAGAAGUUGUGAAUUUCGCUCGUAGAACAUCAGGUACAAGAGAGGUCUGAAGAAGAAGUACGGUGCCGCCUUUCCAAGGGCCGAGGGCAGAGAUUGAGCUUUUUCGCUGCAUGCAGCUCCCAGUUUUAUCUACCCCGCAGGGAUGAAAAGCUUGGUCGACCUCGGGGGAACUCGAACCAACGACCUCGCGGACGUUAGAAAUGAAUUUUUAUUUCAGUAUCGCAAAAAGAUGAUAAAGUUUGCGCGAUCGAGAAUUCACGGCUGGGGUCUGUACGCGAUGGAGCCGAUAGCGCCAGACGACAUGAUAGUCGAGUACAUCGGCCAGAAAGUGCGGUCAAUCGUGGCCGACGUCCGCGAGAAGGCCUACGAACGCCGUGGCAUCGGCAGCUCUUACCUCUUCAGAAUCGACGAACACAGCGUCAGUAGAAAUAUGAAGACGUCAUUUCUCCUUUCUCUUCAGGUUAUCGACGCCACCAAAAUGGGCAAUUUCGCUCGUUUUAUCAACCACUCGUGCUCGCCCAAUUGCUACGCCAAGGUAAUGCGUGCGAAAAAAAAGACUUCUCAGAAGCUUUGGUUUGGAAAAAAAUCAGGGAACACGAUGUUGAAAAAAAAUUUUUUUUUCAUGAAACAAUACAGGGCUCAAAUUCGGAAGUUCAAAAUCCGAAAAGGGAUAGAUUUGUGAGAAGCUUGAAAAGGAGAGUUUCCGAGGUUUCGAAAACACUUUCUUCCUGUUAUUUUCAGUUUGUUUGUCGAAAAAAAAAGUGAAAUCGUAAAACCCACAGUUAUGGCGGUUCUCUAAUAGAUUUAUGAAUCUCUGAGUUUCGAAUAAAAGCAAUCAAUAGAAGAUUAAAAAAAUGCUGCUGGUUCAAAACGGUAUGGUUCUAUUACAGGUGGUGACAGUGGAAGGCGACAAGAGAAUCGUUAUCUACAGCAAGGGGCUGAUAAACAAGGGCGAGGAGAUCACCUACGACUACAAGUUCCCCUUCGAAGAAGACAAGAUCGACUGUCUUUGCGGCGCGCCCAACUGCCGCGGCUCUCUCAACUGA
Caenorhabditis auriculariae is the source of this 13655-nucleotide messenger RNA. NCBI's taxonomy places the organism in Eukaryota, Metazoa, Nematoda, Chromadorea, Rhabditida, Rhabditidae. The record is from the annotation of a GenBank genome assembly.